Penicillium cosmopolitanum is the source of this 1206-nucleotide messenger RNA. RefSeq names its product Brix domain-containing protein. Gene Ontology annotation, molecular function: rRNA binding. Gene Ontology annotation, biological process: rRNA processing; ribosomal large subunit assembly. NCBI's taxonomy places the organism in Eukaryota, Fungi, Ascomycota, Eurotiomycetes, Eurotiales, Aspergillaceae. The transcript has 3 exons. Gene Ontology annotation, cellular component: preribosome, large subunit precursor. The coding region runs from base 1 to 1206 and encodes 401 amino acids. The record is from RefSeq and is a predicted model, not a curated record.
AUGGCAAAGGCUCGCGUUAAGAAGCGCACUCACACCCGCCCCCAAAAUGCCUCUGCGGCUCCCAAGGGUGGUGCGGCUGCUCUAACCAAGACUCCGAAGUCCAUGGUCAUUCGAGUCGGCGCUUCGCAAGUUGGUACUAGUGUUACUCAGCUUGUCAAAGAUGUUCGACGAAUGAUGGAGCCCGACACCGCUGUGCGAUUGAAGGAACGCAAAUCUAACCGACUGCGCGACUAUACUGUGAUGGCUGGCCCUCUUGGCGUCACUCAUUUGAUGCUUUUCUCCAAGUCCAAGACCGGAAACACCAACAUGCGACUCGCGGUUACACCUCGUGGCCCUACCCUCCACUUCCAAGUCGAGAACUACUCACUCUGCAAAGACGUGGAGCGAUCAAUGAAGCGCCCUCAAAGUGGUGGUCAGGACCACAAGACCCCCCCUCUGCUGGUCAUGAACAACUUCAAUACCGCCGAUGUCGAUGAAGACGCCAAAGCCGAGGACGACUCCUACGUCCUGAGUCUGCGACACUAUGCCAUCGCCACAAAGAAAACCGGCGUCUCAAAACGCAUCCGUCGCCUAGAUCCCAAGGAGAUUCGCAACAGAGAAAAGAAGAAGGCCGCUGUUCCCAACCUGGGUAAACUCGAGGAUGCUGCUGACUAUCUGCUGGACCCGUCUGCUGCUGGUUACACAUCCGCGAGUGAGACCGAGCUUGAUACCGAUGCCGAGGUGGAGAUUGCGGAGAGCACAACCCGGAAGAUCCUCAACAAGCGGGAAGCUCAACGCCAAAAGGCUAACGAGAAGGGAGAGAAGGCCGAUAAGAAGGACGCUACCCCGGGUGUUGAGAAGCGUGCAGUCAAGCUGGUCGAGCUUGGACCUCGCCUGAAGCUUCGACUUAUGAAGGUCGAGGAUGGUGUGUGCGAUGGCAAGAUCAUGUGGCACGACUAUGUCACCAAGUCUGCUGCCGAAGUUAGGAAGUUGGAUCAGAACUGGGCAGUUCGUCGCAAGGAGAAGGAGAAGCGCAAGAAGGAGCAAAAGGAGAACAUUGAGCGGAAGAAGAAGGACAAGGCCAAGGCUAGGGCCAAUGGCGAGAAGGUCAACGAUGAUGAAGACGACGAGGAGGAUGUCGAUAUGGACGACGAGAAUUGGCUUUCCGAUGACUUUGAUGAUGAAGGAGGGGACGAAGACGACUCGGAUGAGUCUAUGGAGGAGUGA